AUCCAUAACAAUGACGCGCCGCGGCUGUACCUGCAGUUUGCGCGCUUCGCAGCCAAGGACUUCACCGUUAUCAAGUGGUCCGACGGCUGGCCCAUCACGCACUGCCACAAUAUUGUGCUUGAGCUCGAGCGGAGUGCAAGCAGCUGAUGCGGCGGAGCUCACGAUAUUGUGUUGUUUUCUUUCAAAAAUGCUUCUCCCGACGACCUAUGUACAAGAGCAGUUACGUACUGUCAUCAAUAGAAAUACGGGUACCAGCGGGCGCCGGACGACGACGGUGGUGGAGGGGAAGAAACAGGAGCUACUACUCCGCCGUUCCGGCAGCAGCGCAGCCAUGCAGCGCUCACCGGUGGACAAACCGCCGUUCACGCUGGGGGACAUAAAGAAGGCCAUCCCGCCGCACUGCUUCCACCGCUCCGUGAUCAAGUCAUUCUCCUACCUGCUCCACGACCUUGCCAUCGCCGCUGGCCUCCUCUACUUUGCUCUGGUCGGCAUCCCUGCCCUCCCAAGCAUCCUCCGCCUCGUCGCCUGGCCGCUCUACUGGGCCGCGCAGGGCAGUGUACUCACCGGCGUGUGGGUCAUCGGGCACGAGUGUGGCCACCACGCCUUCUCGGACUACUUGCUCCUCGACAACCUCGUGGGCCUAGUGCUCCACUCGGCGCUUCUCACGCCCUUCUUCUCGUGGAAGUACAGCCACCGGCGGCACCACGCCAACACCGGCUCCAUGGAGAAAGACGAGGUGUACGUCGCGAAGAAGAAGUCCGCGCUGCCGUGGUACACCCCGUACGUGUUCGGCAACCCCGUCGGGCGGCUGGUGUACAUCGCCCUGCAGCUCACCCUCGCGUGGCCACUCUACCUCGCGUUCAACCUGUCCGGGCAGCCGUACCCACGCCUCGUCACCUGCCACUACGACCCCUACAGCCCGCUGUUCAGCGACCAGGAGCGCGUCCAAGUCCUCGUCUCCGACGCCGCCAUCCUGGCCGUGCUGCUCGCGCUGCACAGGCUGACGGCGGCGUACGGGCUCUGGUGGGUGGUGCGCGUGUACGGCGUGCCGGUGAUGAUCGUGGGCGCGCUGUUCGUGCUCAUCACGUACCUGCACCACACCCACCGGGCGCUCCCGCACUACGACUCCAGCGAGUGGGAGUGGCUGCGUGGCUCGCUCGCCACCGUCGACCGCGACUACGGCGUCCUCAACCGCGUGCUGCACAACGUCACGGACACGCACGUCCUCCACCACCUCUUCCCCAGCAUGCCACACUACCACGCCAUGGAGGCCACCAGGGCAGCGAGGCCCGUCCUCGGUGAGUACUACAAGUUUGACCGCACGCCCAUCAUCGAGGCAACAUGGCGUGAGGCCAAGGAGUGCAUGUACGUUGAGCCCAGGGAGCGCGAUGGUAUCUACUGGUACAACAACAAGUUUUAGCUACAGACAGGGGAUGAGAUUAAGAUAUGAUUAUAAGUUUUAUAUACUUGGGUAUGUCACUGCUUCUGAAUAAAUAUGGUGCUGGUCUCACAAUAAUUAAUUAAGGGGACCGGCCAACACAUUUUAGCUUAUCGGUCUCACAAAUCGCGUACCUUAGUCCAUUCCCAACCCAAUGACUACAAUAAUGUUCAUAGCAUUAAAUAAGCUGCCAACUAAGAUAAAAAAUGAUGUGACAAGUGAAUAAAUAAAUAAAGAUAAGAAAACCAUGUCUUGCAUGAGACAUGGUUUAUACACAACAUCCAAGACAUCAUGUGAGAUAAGUAGCAUUAAAUUUAAGUAUGGAAUGAUGAUGUUUGCAUUGUAAGAGUAGUGUCUAGUACUAGUUUCUUGAUGAUGUAGAGUUUAUAGAAACUAUGUCUAUUGUCUUGGGUUGGGAAUGGCCUUACAGUAUUCAAAUCAAUAAUCAUUAUUGUCCA
Molecule: messenger RNA, 1896 nt
Organism: Oryza sativa Japonica Group (Japanese rice)
Lineage: Eukaryota; Viridiplantae; Streptophyta; Magnoliopsida; Poales; Poaceae
Product: fatty acid desaturase DES2
Biological process (GO): lipid metabolic process
Molecular function (GO): oxidoreductase activity, acting on paired donors, with oxidation of a pair of donors resulting in the reduction of molecular oxygen to two molecules of water
Source: RefSeq, a predicted model, not a curated record